ACUUAGCGAUUUACUUAUUACGUAUGUAUUAAGUAAAUUACGUACGUACUCAGUGAUCUAACGGCGAUUUUGUACAUUUCUAAAUGCUGUCGAUUGGUUCUUGGACUUGAACUUUUUCUUAUAAGCAUUGUUAUUCUAUGCUUUGAUGAAAUAAGAAUGACAACUGUAUACAGUGUUUUGGUUUAUUUAAAGGACUUAUUUAUCACUAAUACAUGUCAAAGUAAUGCUUCCUUGCGAAACAAAACUGUUAUAAUCACAGGUGGAAAUACUGGUAUUGGGAAAGAAACCGCUUUGGAUCUCUCCAAAAGAGGUGCAAGAGUGAUUAUUGCAUGUCGUGACACAAAAAAAGGCGAAGAAGCGGCUAAAGACAUCCAAGAAAAAAAGCCUUCAGCUGCAGUUCAAGUUAGACAACUCGAUUUGUCUUCCUUUGCUUCCAUUCGAAAGUUUGCUGAGAAGAUAUUACAAACGGAACAACGUAUUCAUAUUCUGAUUAAUAACGCAGGAGUAGCAAGCUGUCCUAAAUCCCUUACUGAAGAUGGAUUCGAGUUACAAUUUGGUGUGAAUCAUUUAGGGCAUUUCCUGUUGACAAACCUUUUACUGGAACGUCUUAAAGCUUCUGCUCCAGCUAGAAUUAUCAAUGUCUCUUCCAUUCUUCACAUAAAUGGAAAAAUAAAUUUCAAUGACAGCAAUAUGGAUCAUAAUUAUAAACCAGUGGCUGCAUAUUGUCGAAGCAAGUUGGCAAAUAUUCUGUUUACACGUGAACUAGCAAAAAGAUUAGAAGGUACUGGAGUAACGACAUAUUGUCUCCAUCCCGGCGCUGUUUAUACAAGCAUUGGGCGACAUAUAGACGCUUCUUUGAACAAAUUUUCUGGACUCUUUUAUGAAGGAUGUAGUAAACUGUUCUGGAAGAACGCUCGCAAUGGUGCCCAGACAUCCAUCUACUGUGCUGUUGAGGAGUCAUUAGAGAAUCAGUCUGGAUACUAUUAUUGUAACUGCACAAGAAUAGAGCCAUCUGCAAGAGCUCAGGAUGAUGAAAUGGCAAGAAAGUUGUGGGAAUUCAGCCAACAAGCUACGUCUAAAUCCUAAUGUUCAGAAUUUGAAUAAAAAUCAUUUUCUAUAUAAUAUAAAUUUGAAGCUACUAUAA
Parasteatoda tepidariorum (common house spider) is the source of this 1144-nucleotide messenger RNA. The record is from RefSeq and is a predicted model, not a curated record. NCBI's taxonomy places the organism in Eukaryota, Metazoa, Arthropoda, Arachnida, Araneae, Theridiidae.